Messenger RNA from Vitrella brassicaformis, 1256 nucleotides. NCBI's taxonomy places the organism in Eukaryota, Vitrellaceae. The record is from the annotation of a GenBank genome assembly.
CACAGGAGUAGCUGUACACAUGCACCCACAUGAAGCAAGUCCAUGCAGCCGAGCAUUGGAUGCACCACACACCACACACAGAGAGAGGGAGGUGCAUAAAGAGCACACACACGUAUACACAAAGAGGGACAGAGACAGAUGCGGCUACUCAGGUGCCUGAGGGGAUGAAUAUCAUUGAGUCAUCCACGUCGGCCGGCCGGCCAGCUAGACGCAACGGACGCAUCGCAUUGGCCACUCUCACGAUGGCACUCAUCGCGAGCUACACACAGUGUGGACUAUAUCGACACAUAAGUGAGUGGGUGGGUCGAUAUCUACCCCCUCAAACAUGCUUGAGGCACUGGGCUCUCUCCCUGGCCCCUGGCUCUCAUCUACAGUGCGGUCAUGGCCCCCUAUCUGCCCUCCAUCAGCGACGCCGCCGCGCUCAGCCACAGCCAACUGUACGGCACCUGCAACCAUACACACGCACACAGAGACACACACAUAGACACAGACAUACACACAACAGGAGGGAAGGGGUGAACAUCACAAUUCACCGCUUGUUCUAAUUUGUAGACCUCCAAAUCCGCACACGUGAACCAUGGACUGGCCGCCAAUGUGACGUCCCGCCAAUGUGGCCCGUCGAAGCUACCCACAUACGUCUUGUCGGCCGGCAGGUCACCCCUCGUCAGCCACUGGCAGCAGCGGCGAAGAUCGCCAGCUGUCCCACGCCUCUCGACCCCCACCCACAGCCGACCGCCACCGAUGGACACCUUGCCUAAGCGCCUGUCGCCAACAGCCCUCACCGCCUCCUGAGCGCCGGCGACCACCACACGCUGGUUGUGGUGGGGCACGGUGAUCUUGGUGAUGCCCUCCUCCUUGAACGCACCGCUGAUGGAGUAGAAGGCCACGGGGCAGCCGGUGGUCAGCACUGAUGUGGGGUCAGUGGGUGGGAUGAGGGGCCCCUCCAAGUGGCAUGCGAAGCGGUUGUGGUGUUUGUCGUCCUCGAUGACGAACAGCAGGCCGCCCUGCGCACCCGCCACACCAUCCAUCAUCGCCUCAAACUCAUCGCCGUCGUGUGAAGCCCUGACGGACAAGAGAAACACACACAAAAGAGACCAUCACCUUCCCGCCGCCCAUCCGCUGUGCGUGGUCUUCCCGACUCACUUGAAGAGGCAUUUGAUGUGGCUGUGGGGUUUGCCGAUCAUCGAGAGGUACACCCGCUCCAUGAGGCCGUACAUCUCACACGCAUACAGCAGCUCGCCAGGCGAUGUGCUCAU